Lachancea sp. 'fantastica' is the source of this 1863-nucleotide messenger RNA. The record is from the annotation of a GenBank genome assembly. NCBI's taxonomy places the organism in Eukaryota, Fungi, Ascomycota, Saccharomycetes, Saccharomycetales, Saccharomycetaceae.
AUGGAAGCUGCUCAACAACCGAAGCCCGCUCAAAAACGCAACUUUCGUAGGACACAAGGUGCCCAAAAUCGGCUUGAAAAAACGGUUGAAAAAGAGGUCGGAUCGACCAGAAACGCUUCAAAUUUGGGAGACCGAAGCAAAACUGAGUCCGCUGAAGAUGAUGAUUUGUGCCUGGUGUGUGCCGAGAAGAUUGUGUACGCUGCAGUAGCACUUUGCAAUCACGUAGUGUGUCAUGUGUGUGCGUUUAGACAACGGGCUCUGUAUGAAAAAAAAUCGUGUUUGGUAUGUCGCACUGAAGCUGAGGAUGUAAUCAUCUGCCAAGAUAGAGACGCGAGCUAUGGCUCGUUGAAGGAGGAAAAUAAAUUCGCCGAGGUUAAUGAGAAAUACGGAUUAUCAUUUAUAGAAGAAAGCGCUGCACGCAGCACCUUGGAUUUGCUCAAGUUCACAUGCCCCUUUGGCGACACCGGUAGCGAUGAGGAUUUUGGCAGCUACAAGAAAUACAACUUGCAUUUGAAAAAUGAGCAUGCAAAAACGCUGUGCAUGAUAUGCGCAUCCCACAAAAAAGCGUUUCCUAGAGAGCUCAAAGUCUACACGCCGAACCAAUUACGUGUUCAUCAGUGCAAGGGGGACUCAAAGGGGUUUUCGGGCCAUCCAAUGUGCAAGUUCUGCUCAGGUCAACGGUUUUACUCAGAGGAUGAGCUUAACAUUCAUAUGCGUGACAGGCAUGAAAGGUGCCAUAUCUGUGACCGCAUUGAUUCUUCCAAACCGCAAUACUUCAAAGACUAUGACCAGCUAUUCGAGCAUUUCAAAGCUGCGCAUUACGUGUGCACCUUCCAAUUAUGUCUGGACAACAAGUUUGUCGUCUUUGAAGACGACCUAGACCUGCAAGCCCACAUUUUAAAAGAGCACGGGAGUAUAUUGGGAGGUGGCAGUAGCUCAGCGUUGACAAACGGCGGACGUCGUUAUCAGUCGCGGCUCUCGACAUUCGAACAGGCUCCUAGAGAUUCUGGUUCUCAGCGGUCAACUCGAAAGAAACCAACUAAUGAAGAGGAUUCUGAUUCUUUGGAAAUGAAGAGCAAAAGAAUGCAGGAAAGGGCAAGAAACUAUUUGAACUACUCUCAUAGCGACUACGAGCAGUUUCUUGCCAUUAAUGAAGGCUACAAGAACGGAAUGAUGAGUGCCGAAGAUUUGUUUACGGCUUAUCAAAACUUAUUCCAAUCUGCAGAAGCGAACACAACAUUACUUUUGUAUGACUUUUCUGAGUUAUUCUUCAAGAAUUCCAAAAACUAUAAGGACCUGCGCGCGGUCUACGAUAGAGAGCAAGAAAAGCAAGACAGACGCACUAAUUUCCCUUCCUUGAGCUCCUCGAGUCCGAACUUACUCGCAAGAAAUGUGGUUAGUGGAAAAUGGGGAGGAAGUGCGGGAUCGGCCAAACCAGCGGCUCGUCAAUACAAUUUCCCUUCAUUGAAAAAGCCAUCAGAGCCGGCAUUUCCUGUUUUGAAGCCCACACCUGCGCCUCAAAAAAAAGUGGUCAACGCUAUAUCGAGGCCCAAUAGCGUUAGUGGCACGCCGAAGUCUAACUCGGCAGCUGCUAGUAACUAUAAGCCGACCUAUUUACAAGACAAAAAGUCUGCCUCCAGCUCCACGACAUCACUUGACCGAAACAUGUUUCCGCCGCUUCCAAAACCACAGAAGCCAACAUUCCGUGCACCAUUGGUGAACAAACCCAAUAUUCCAGAUCCAACACAGUGGGGAAGAACUUCUUGGGAUUCACCAAACACGUCUGAAUCAGAGACAAUAUCUCCGUCGCAUGGCAAAAAGAAGGGAAAGCAAAAGCAACUCCUUUUCCACAUUGGCAUUUAA